Messenger RNA from Aspergillus fijiensis CBS 313.89, 1090 nucleotides. Its product is annotated as bifunctional precorrin-2 dehydrogenase/sirohydrochlorin ferrochelatase MET8. The coding region runs from base 33 to 752 and encodes 239 amino acids. Gene Ontology annotation, molecular function: precorrin-2 dehydrogenase activity; protoporphyrin ferrochelatase activity. Gene Ontology annotation, biological process: siroheme biosynthetic process. The transcript has 3 exons. The record is from RefSeq and is a predicted model, not a curated record. NCBI's taxonomy places the organism in Eukaryota, Fungi, Ascomycota, Eurotiomycetes, Eurotiales, Aspergillaceae.
AUCCGAUUCUGUCUACAUUCACAAGAAUCGCAAUGGCGCAAAAAUUCCCCGAGGUCCAGGGAGGAGGCUCCCUAAUCAUUGCCUGGCAAGCAAAGAAUAAACAUAUCCUAGUAGUCGGUGGGGGAGAGGUCGCAGCCGGUCGCAUCCUCCACGCCCUCAACGCCGACGCCCGAGUGACGGUCGUGUGCCCCGCGGCCGGCCUGAACGAGGAGGUCGCCUACCGGGUGGCCCAGGGCCAAGUGACGCACGUCGACCGGACCUUCGAGCCCCACGACCUCGACACCGCCGACAUGGUGCUGUGCGCCAUCGACGACCCCGCGGCCUCGACGCGCGUCUGGCAGCUCUGCAAGGAGAAGCGCAUCCCCGCCAACAUCGCCGACGUCCCCCCCGAAUGCGACUUUUACUUCGGGAGUAUGCACCGCGACGGGCCCCUCCAGAUCAUGGUCAGCACCAACGGCAACGGCCCCCGGCUGGCCAGCAUCGUCCGCAAAAAGAUCGCCGCCACGCUGCCGGGCAACAUGGGCGCCGCCAUCGAGAACGUCGGCUUGCUGCGGAGGAAGUUGCGCGAGACCGCGCCCAACGUCGAGGAGGGGCCGAAGCGGAUGAAGUGGAUGUCGGGUGUUUGUGAGUCGUGGAGCUUGGAGGACCUCGUGGAGAUGGAGGAGCGGGAUAUGGAGGGCCUUCUAGCCUUCUAUGCCUCCGGGGAAAUCCCCCCCUUGAAGGAGAUUCGGGCGAAAGCGGCCGGGAAUUGAACACUGGGGACAUACAUAAUCUAUGGGGAUUCGGUGAGUACUACAGUACAGGCAGUACUCGAAGCAUCUGAUGUCAACCGGUUUUUGUGCGAACUAUGCGACAUGAGGCAAACGCACGAGGAUCUUCAUCAAGCUGAGGUGAGUGAACUAGGUUUACUAUGGUCCAUACAUGUCCCAACUCAGGACCUCUACUCUAUUCAGAGCCACGCCUGAAAAGAGCAGUCUCGCAGCGAGAGUGGGCGACGGGCAACAGAACCGAGAAUAAACCCCUGCAACGCUUCCAUGAAAGAUGGUAUUUUGUACAUACAUAUAUAAAGAGCCCGCUUGCACAAGAUAUG